AGAAGGCAAUCUGCCUGCACAGUUCUCUGUCAGUGGUUAGUAAUCUACAGCGUGGUUGUGGUAUGCUCUUUUCCGCUCGGUUGGUUUGGAAGGAUGAACUUUGAUGCUGAUAUUGCUGCGUCUUCGUGGCCAGCCACCUCCCUCUCGGGGCGCGCUGCACACACACGCAUGUUCUUCAUAUUCCCAAGAAGUGAGCGUCAGUAAAACCAUCGUGAACUUGGCUGCAACAUCCUCCUGCUUGUACCGUAAGCACGGAUUGUACCUCAGCUAGUGGGCACCGCUGCUGGGAGAAGCCCAGAGGCACUACACAUCAGUACUGUUGGGGACAAGAACAUUGGAAAUGACGGAGGGAAGAGCAGAGGAAGCUGCCUGCCUGAGGUGCCGCUGAGUCGUUCUUCUUCCUCUGUGUACCAGGAUAACAUCAUGCACUGUGUAGACAUGAAAGGGCCAAGGAGUACAUGAAGAUGACCCAGAAGACAACUAAAACAUGGUGCCUUAGGCUUCUCCCAGUUGUCCUCUUCUUCAUCUCCUUUGUCACAUACUACUGCUCUCACAGCUUCCUUCAGAGCUAUGGAGGCGCCAGCAAGUAUCUGAACAGUAGCAAGUCACUAUGCGGUGGCUGGGUAACUCAGAAGAAGUGGGAGAGCCUCAACUUUAACAUUAGCAGACAGACGCAGCUCUUCCUGAGACUGGAGGAUUUCUUCUGGCGAGAGCAUCUGUCCAAGCUGGCAUUACCUUAUGGCAUUAAGGGCAGUGAGCAACUGCUGCUGAAGGUUCUCGCCGUUAUUGCCAAUUACGAAGUGCCAGCCAACAUUGAAAAUCUUGACUGCAGAACCUGUGUUGUCAUAGGGAAUGGCUUUGCCAUUAAAAACAGCUCCUUGGGGAGCGUCAUCAACAAAUACGACGUCGUCAUUCGGCUAAACGACGCCCCAGUGAGGGGCUAUGAGGCGGACGUGGGCAACAAGACCACCAUGAGGCUCUUCUAUCCCGAGUCGGCCUCCUACAAUCCCAGCCUGCACAACGACCCCAGCACACUCAUGGUCCUGGUGCCUUUCAAACAGCAAGACCUACGGUGGCUUAAAGAGAUCCUCUAUGAUGAGAAGAGGGUAAGGAAAGGCUUUUGGAAGCCCCCACCCCAAAUCUGGCUUGGUGAUACCAGAAAAAUCAGAGUGCUGGACCCCCACUUUCUGCAUCAGACAGCAGACAGAUUGCUGCAGAUCCCUCUCUAUCCCAAGAGCAAACAGAAGCCGGUGCAUCCAACCACUGGUAUCCUAGCUGUGUUUGUGGCUCUCAACUACUGUGACGUGGUCCAUGUUGCUGGUUUCGGAUACCCCACCUCCAAAAACCAAAAGCAUCCUAUCCAUUACUAUGGAUAUGACACAAUGAGGUCUAUGAAGGAUUCAUACCACGACCUCAGUCACGAAGCUGAAGCCUUAAAAAGACUGGAAGAUUCAGGAGCCAUUUUUUAUCUGCACCCACAUACGUGACACACAUACACACACACAAACUUUACACCUGGUACUUAAAGUAAAUGUUAUUUAGAAGAUUGGAUUAUUUUCCAGGUGGGUUUACUCCAGGCCUAAUUUAAAGUCAACACUAAGUCUUUGAAUUGGUUUGGCUCAUCAGAUUCAAACCAGAUGUUAAUGUGCCUUGUGCUUCGGGGUGUGAGACAUUUUACUGGAUUAUCUGUAGUGACACAUGCCCAUUAAUGUGGACAAAAUCUAUUCUGACAGGCUCCAUAUGCCACCAUUUGGUCAUCUGAAUGACAUAUAAGUGGAGCUCCCAAAGGUUUAGCCUCUACCUCCUUGUCACCUCAUACUCUGUUAGAUCUGGAAGAAUUAGAUAUGUGUAAAUGAUCUAAAAGUUUUUCAUGGCUUUCCUUUGAUUGGUCAAGCCGAAUAACCUCUGUCAGUAUGACUCUGGAAUCUAAAUAACAUUUAUCUUUAAGAGAUUUGAAUCAUGACUCUCCAUGCUAACAAGCAGGAGAUUUUAUUCAUGUAAUGACUCAGUGCUACGCAGCGUCGCACAGUGGUGUAUUACUGAUACACAGCCUCCUCUGACAUUUCUUGGCGGCGUUGAUCUUUGGAUAACUCACAACCAUCAAUGUUGUUUGGGCCAUGUGAUAAUAUAGGAUUAUUUUUUACCACAAUUAUGUAAAUCAAGAAUUUUCAGAUCUAGAGCUGUAAGUGUGGGCUGAGUGGGCGGUGCAAGUUGUUUUGGGGUAGAAUUUACAUGCAUAUCGACAAGAUGUUGAAACCUGCAGCACUGUUUUUUAUGCAGCACUUUCAUUGGGGUUAGGGAUUCACUUUCAAUUUCAUGGAUUGAGGAACUUAAAUUUCCUCUAAAUUCAAUAUCUGUCAAUCUUUUGCCAUAAAGAA
This is a messenger RNA of Myripristis murdjan (pinecone soldierfish), 2378 nucleotides long. RefSeq names its product ST3 beta-galactoside alpha-2,3-sialyltransferase 4 (gene st3gal4). The transcript has 12 exons. The record is from RefSeq and is a predicted model, not a curated record. The coding region runs from base 459 to 1487 and encodes 342 amino acids. Gene Ontology annotation, biological process: glycolipid biosynthetic process. NCBI's taxonomy places the organism in Eukaryota, Metazoa, Chordata, Actinopteri, Holocentriformes, Holocentridae. Gene Ontology annotation, molecular function: sialyltransferase activity.